Molecule: messenger RNA, 2476 nt
Organism: Arachis stenosperma
Lineage: Eukaryota; Viridiplantae; Streptophyta; Magnoliopsida; Fabales; Fabaceae
Product: RAP domain-containing protein, chloroplastic-like
Exons: 4
Coding region: 287-2317 (676 amino acids)
Biological process (GO): chloroplast rRNA processing; regulation of mitochondrial mRNA stability; mitochondrial RNA processing
Cellular component (GO): chloroplast; ribonucleoprotein granule; mitochondrial matrix
Molecular function (GO): RNA binding
Source: RefSeq, a predicted model, not a curated record
CGUUUUAAGGUAAAACGCUCUUCUUCAUUCUUCAAGUAUACACUAGCACUAUCUUCGCUGUUGGCUCCUCAAAACAGUGAGUUCGUGCUUCCUCCAAGAUAAGGUUUUUGCAUUUCCUUGCUAUUAGGAAGCUCAUAAAGGAUUCACGUUUAUGUGCUUAUUGAUUGGCGUUAAUAAACUUAGGAACUGGGAAAGACAAGAUUUUGUUGUUGUUGGGUUGCAUGCUCAAAACCUGGUUGUGUUUUGGUUUGAUUUUCUUUUUGUUUGGAUGACAAGGUGAAAAAGUAUGGAAGGGUUAUUGAAUUCUAUGUUUCACCAAAGUUGUUUGAAACCCUUUGGUUUCACUCCAAGGCUUGGUUGUGGUUGCACUUUCCCUGUGAUCACAAGAACCGGGUAUUUGAAUAGGAAACUUAAGCCGUUUAUGUUGAGAAGUGAUUGCACUAGAUUAGGUAGAGACACCGGUACUGGCUCCAGGGAAGCUAGCAUUGCUGCAGUGAAGGAUAAUGAUGAUAGAGGAGAGGAAUCUGAUGUGGAUUGGGAAUCGGAGUUCAUCGGGGAACUUGAUCCGUUUGGUUACCGGGCUCCCAAGAAGAGGGUGAAAGAGCAGAAGUCUAAGCUGCUUGAAGACACUGAUGGAAUGGAUUGGUGUGUGAGGGCAAGGAAGAUGGCAGUUAGGUCGAUUGAAGCAAGGGGCAUGGCUCAAAUGAUGGAGGAUUUGGUUGCCUCCAAGAAGAAAAAGAAAAAGGCUAAGAAGAAAGUUGAAACCAAGAAGAAGAUUGUUGAGAAAUUUGAGCAUAUAGAUGAUCUUGAUGUUGAUUAUACCUCCGAGGAAGACUUCAUGCUGCUGGAGAAUCCAGAAACAAUCGAUGAUGUUGGUGUUUUGGAAAGGAAGGUGCGUUCGCUGGCCGAUGGAAUGUUUUUAGAGAGAAAGGAGAAAAGCAUGGAAGAGUUUGUAAAUAAGCUAUCCCAAUUCUCUGGGCCUUCUGAUCAUCGGAAAGAAAUCAAUUUGAAUAAAGCAAUUGUAGAAGCACAGACUGCAGAGGAUGUAUUGGAUGUUACUGCUGAGACAAUUGUUGCAGUUGCAAAAGGUCUAAGCCCCUCGCCUCUUUCCCCUUUGAACAUUGCUACUGCCCUUCAUCGCAUUGCUAAGAAUAUGGAGAAAGUUUCUAUGAUCACAACUCGAAGGCUGGCUUUCGCCCGACAAAAAGAGAUGUCUAUGCUUGUGGGGAUUGCAAUGACAGCCUUACCUGAAUGCUCGGCACAAGGAAUCUCUAAUAUAUCUUGGGCAUUAUCCAAAAUUGGAGGCGAACUGCUAUAUUUUUCAGAGAUGGAUAGGAUUGCGGAGGUCGCAAUGACCAAGGUUGGGGAAUUCAACUCUCAAAAUGUUGCUAAUAUCGCAGGUGCUUUUGCCUCAAUGCAACACUCUGCUCCUGAACUUUUUUCAGAGUUGUCGAAGAGGGCUUCUGACAUAAUUCACACCUUCCAAGAGCAAGAACUAGCACAGCUUUUGUGGGCUUUUGCGUCUCUAUAUGAGCCUGCUGACAUUGUAUUUGAUUCUUUAGACAGUGUCUUUGCUGAUCAUUGCCAACUGAAAGCUCGCAAUGGUGAAAACACACCAAAUAAUUAUGGUCAAAUCAGUGUCAAUAGAAGUGGUGCCUCAAAUGGAUCUCUUGAUUUUCCUACACUCACUUUAAGUAGGGAUCAGCUUGGAACUAUAGCUUGGUCCUAUGCUGUCUUCGGACAAUUGGAUAGGAGUUUCUUCUCGCAUAUCUGGAAAACCCUAAGCCACUAUGAGGAGCAAAGGAUUUCAGAGCUAUAUAGAGAGGAUAUCAUGUUCGCUUCUCAAGUUCAUCUUGUAAACCAGUGCUUGAAGCUUGAAUUCCCCCAUCUUCAGUUAUCAUUAUGCCAUGAGCUUGACGAAAAAGUUGCUCGUGCCUGUAGAACUAAAAGGUUUAAUCAGAAGAUAACAUCAUUGUUUCAGAAAGAUGUUGGGCGUCUUCUUGUUAAUACUGGCCUUAAUUGGGUCAAAGAAUAUGUUGUGGAUGGGUACACAUUGGAUGCUGUGAUAAUUGAUAAGAAACUAGCUUUGGAGAUUGACGGUCCAACUCAUUUCUCUAGAAAUAUUGGUGUGCCUUUGGGACAUACCAUGCUAAAACGUCGAUACAUUACUGCUGCUGGGUGGAAAGUUGUAUCAUUAUGCUAUCAAGAGUGGGAGGAACUUGAAGGAUCAUCCCAACAAUUGGAGUACCUUAGAAGCAUUCUCAAAGAUCACUUAAACGAAGGAAAUGCCAACACUACAUUGACCGAGGUAAAGUGAAUAAUUGAUCAUCAAAUGUUCUUCACUUCUUUUUGAAGCAUUAGGAAGAUAUACAAAACUUAGACUGAUCAUGUUUCCUGUUGAGAAAUUAGUAUAGGGGAUGUAUAUUUGCCAGAAAUAUUAAAUCUCAAAAGCAUAUAAAUGCCAUAAUUCUUUUUC